This is a messenger RNA of Penicillium subrubescens, 1038 nucleotides long. RefSeq lists its product as uncharacterized. The record is from RefSeq and is a predicted model, not a curated record. Bases 1 to 1038 code for a protein of 345 amino acids. NCBI's taxonomy places the organism in Eukaryota, Fungi, Ascomycota, Eurotiomycetes, Eurotiales, Aspergillaceae. The transcript is spliced from 2 exons.
AUGUCGUCUACCGCCAAUCGUGGAUUGUCACAUCGCGGUGUCCUUCAUGAAUAUGCUCCCAGGCUCGUAGCCUUUGAGUUCACGUCGCCCGCCAAAGCGAGCAGCAAGCCAAAUAGCUUGAUUUUCGUGGGCGGGCUGACGGAUGGAUUCUGUACAGUCCCAUACGUGUCGAAGCUAGCAGAAGCUCUGGAGGGCACAAAUUGGUCACUGUUCUCCAUCCUGUUGACUUCUUCGUACAAUGGGUUCGGAACCGGCCAUCUCGAUCGAGAUGUCGAGGAACUCGGCAUGUGCGUGCAGUUCAUUCGAGACCUCAAAGCCGGUCGACUUCCAGGAGCACCCCCGGCGUCUGGGAAAAUCGCGAUCAUGGGUCAUUCGACGGGCAGUCAGGAUGUCCUGCGUUAUCUUCACGCACCCAACCCUCUUCCGCAGACUAAUUACGAUAUCGGACUUCAGUAUAUUGUCCGCCCUGAGCUAGAUGGUGCAAUCAUGCAAGCGCCAGUGUCCGACCGUGAGGCAAUCCUCGCUACUGUGAAGUCUGCUCACGACCAGUCUGAAGCACAACGCGCCUAUGACAAGAUCGUGGACUCCGCGAAGGCGCAGCCAUGGACCGCAGAUGGGUCGGAUUCCAUUCUUUCCAUGAAUACGCUCGCAAAGGUUGGUCUACCGGGUGAUGCGCCGAUCACUGCUCGCAGGUUCCUCAGUCUGGCGAGCCCAGACAGCCCAGCAAACCCGUCGGAGGAAGACCUCUUCAGCUCUGAUCUCAGUGACAAGCGUCUUGAGGAGACCUUUGGGGCGAUUGGGUCUCGCGCUAUCUUACAAUCCAAGCUGUGUGUGCUUUAUUCUGGCAAUGAUGAAUACUGCCCGUCAUGGGUGAAUAAAGAGGCUUUGAUUGGAAGGUGGAAGCAAGCCACCGAGGCUGGAGGUGCUAGAUGGGACGCGGAAACCAGCGGCGUCGUUCCUGGCGCCAGUCACAAUGUCCAGGACGAAGGCCAGCAAGACCUGAUUGACCGCGUCGUCCGCUAUUUGAAGAGUCUCUGA